This is a messenger RNA of Harmonia axyridis, 6608 nucleotides long. RefSeq names its product insulin-like receptor. Gene Ontology annotation, molecular function: insulin receptor substrate binding; ATP binding; insulin receptor activity. The transcript has 17 exons. Gene Ontology annotation, cellular component: membrane; axon; insulin receptor complex. The record is from RefSeq and is a predicted model, not a curated record. Gene Ontology annotation, biological process: multicellular organism development; positive regulation of kinase activity; protein phosphorylation. NCBI's taxonomy places the organism in Eukaryota, Metazoa, Arthropoda, Insecta, Coleoptera, Coccinellidae. The coding region runs from base 755 to 4912 and encodes 1385 amino acids.
GCUUUGGCAACGAAGAGGCGGAGAAUAGGGGGACUCUACAUUGUUGCCUAUGUUUUUUCAUUCAGAGCAAGAAUCCGGCUAUUCUAUGGAUGCUCAAUGACAAACAGAAUUGGAUAGGAUUUAUUUCUCGAAUAUCCUAACGCGAAACAGUUCAGUGAGAAGUGGUGCAGUUUAUAAUUGUGACGAAAUAAAAAUAGUGAUUAUACUCGCGUGGCAACAUUGCGGUCUUACGAUCCAAACAAAUAUUUUGUAGUUAUGUUUUCAGACAGAAGCGUGGUAGUAUAGCAGUGCGUAAUGCCUAUGUGAAUGUUGUUAUUGGAAUAUCGUCAUUUGUGUUGUUCCUCAACGAUUGGAGAUUAAGAACACGACCGUCUUGAAUGAACGCAACUGCAUUUUGUUUGUGUAUUCUGAACACAUGCUACAUAAACGAAUUAGUGCUGGAAAAUAGGGUUGUAUUAACUUUUUAAAGACACCAAAAUAACAUUGGAGUAAUAGUGUAGUCAACACUUUUUUUCUGAUCGUGAAUGAACAGGAUAUGAAAUGGAAACCACAAACACCUUUCACCCAAGGAAUUGAUAAAUAUGUACAAGAGAAUGAGAAAAAACUAUGAAACUUUGAGAUUUCCUUUGGACAAAAGUGAAUAAGAUGUUUACGCUGUUCAACACUGAACAACUCGAGAUACAACGCACCGAACUGGAAAGUACAGAAAUCCAAGCAAGGAAUCGCAAAGACCAAUGUCUAUAUUUUGCGCCUAAUGGCCGCAGAAGGCAUUUCUCAAUCGACCAGUCAACCUCCUUGGAGGAGCGUCUUCGUCACAGGGCCAAUCACUCUCUUCGUCCUUCUAAUCAUCUGCGAUGUUUCAGCACAGAAUGCUCUAAGCGAGUACCAAGAUGGAAUUUGCAAGAGCGUGGACAUUAGAAAUUCAUUGGAAACGUUCGAGAGGCUGAGAGGUUGUCGUGUCGUGGAAGGUUUUGUACAAAUAUUACUAUUCGACAAUGUAAACAAGACUUUAUUAUCGAAUAUUAGUUUCCCUGAACUCAUGGAAAUAACAGACUAUUUAUUAUUAUAUAGAGUAAAUGGACUGCGAAGUGUAGGACAACUCUUUCCUAAUUUAACAGUUAUAAGAGGACAAAAUAGUUUUUAUAAAUACUCUCUCAUAGUGUUCGAAAUGUCAUCACUUCAGGAGAUCGCACUGCAUUCAUUAUCGAACAUAACCAAUGGAUAUAUAAGAAUAGACAAGAACCCAUCUUUAUGCUUCAUCAAAUCCAUCGAUUGGGAGAAAAUUGUUAGCGGUAAUGAACAAGAUAUAAAUUAUAUCAACCCAAUGAAACCUGAGAACGAGUGUCCUAUAUGUCCUGGAGAAGAAACCUCAAAAGAAGUGAUUGGAACCCAAUCUUGCCCCAUUGCUCCUUACAAAUCCAAAACUAUAGAAGUCAAUAGAAAGAGACAUCUCUGCUGGAAUAGGUCUCAUUGCCAGAAAAUCUGCCCUAAAAACUGCACUGCCUGCAAUAACAGAGGAGAGUGCUGCAAUAAAGACUGUCUAGGUGGCUGUGCUGAUGAUGAUGUGAACAACUGUAAAGUUUGUAGUAAUUUCGAAGUGUGGGAAGGUGGUGUACGUAAAUGUGUGGAUAAAUGCCCUCACAACACCUUAGAAUUUUUAGGUAGAAGAUGCAUUACCCCAUCCGAAUGCAAAAACAUGCCAAGACCUAUCAAUCUACCUGGUAGUGAACCUUUGCACCCCUACAAUAUCCAUCUGAAUAAAAAAUGCGUUCUCAAAUGCCCUGUGAAUAUGAACGUCGAUCAACAGAUCUGCGUGCCAUGUGAAAAAGGUAAAUGUAAAAAACCCUGCCAAGGCAUGAACAUCGACAGCGUGGAGACGGCCAAACAACUGACUGGGUGCACUCAAAUAACUGGUUCUCUUGAGAUACAAAUACGGGGAGGAAGUAAUGUGGUCAACGAACUCGAAGAAAGCUUGAGCAUGAUCGAAGAAAUUGACGGCUAUCUCAAAAUCGUUCGAUCUUUUCCCUUGGUGUCUUUGAACUUUCUGAAGAGUCUGAAACGAAUAAGAGGCAAUUCUCUGGACAGUCAAAAAUCGGUCUUCGUCGUGUUGGAUAACCAGAAUCUGCAAGAUCUUUGGGACUGGAAGGACAACAGAACCUUGACAAUUGACAAGGGACGUCUGUUUUUUCAUUUUAACCCGAAACUAUGCCUGGAUAAGAUAAGAACCUUGCAGAGUAAAACUGGACUCUACCCUCCUUUCACUGAACUAGAAGUAGCAAAUAGUUCCAAUGGGGAUAAAAUUGCCUGUGAUGUUAAACAGCUGAACGUGAGCUUGAAACAAAUUGGUAGCAGGGCAGUUUCUAUCAGUUGGCAGCCGUUUAAACUUGAUGACCAACGAAAUUUGUUGGGAUAUAUCGUUUACAGUAUUCAGACCAAAUACAGGAAUCUCACUUUGUACGAUGGAAGGGAUGCUUGUGGUGGUGAUGGAUGGCGAGUGGAUGAUGUCACUAUACAGGAGGAUCACGAACAAGAAGUUGUUCACCUCUUGACCCAUUUGAAACCCUACACACAGUAUGCUUUCUACGUGAAGACUUACACAAUUGCAAAAGAAAACAAUGGAGCACAAAGUAACAUAACUUAUUUUACAACGAGUCCAUCAGAACCAUCUACUCCUCCAAAGUUGACCGUGACCAGCGACAGCAGUGACUCAUUGAAAAUAACAUGGGCGCCUCCACUAAAUCCCAAUGGUAACAUCACCCAUUACAUUGUCUGGGGUAAAAAGCAGACCAGCAACAUCGACUUCUACAGGAACUUUUGUGAAGAUUCUAAUUUCAUCACGAUUGUAGCAGCCCCUACCCAUCAGACAACAAGCAGUGAACCACCUCCGAACGUUGAUAAUUCGAGCAAUAUCACUAACGGCACCUGCUCCUGCGAUGACAAGGGUAUGAAAGAAAGCAGCAUCAACGAGGAGAUCCAGACCGAUAGAAUUGAGUUUGAGAACGCGCUUCAUAACGAAGUGUACAUCAGAAAACCAAUCGAAACCAGAAAGCGUAGAGCUGCUGAGUUCGUUAAUUCGACAAUUAGAGGUGGCGAUUUAUUCCAUAAAGAGGUCCCGUCUCCGCAAACGGAAUUGGUGAUUAACAAUCUGCAUCAUUUUACAUCCUACGAAAUCUCUGUACAAGCCUGCCGUAAGAAGGAAGAAGGAAAAGAGGAAGAUAGGAAUCCCGAGCUGUGCAGCCAAACGAAACAAGAGAACAAUGUAAAGACGUUGGUGAAAGAUGGCGCGGAUGAUAUCAAGAGGAUUUACGUUAUCAACCAAACGAUGGAGAGUGUGACCAUCAGAUGGGACGAUUUGGAAGAUCCAAAUGGAAUGAUCUUCAAGUACUUCAUCGAGUAUAAAAGAAACACAGAGAAUGCCAAGCCUUCUGUUAAUUGUAUUACACACGACGAUUGGAAGAAGCAAGGCAGAAUAUAUACCUUGAAGUUGAGUCCUGGCAAUUAUAGUCUCAGGGUACGCGCAAUAACUGCUGGAAGUUUUGGGAAGUAUUCUCCUUAUGCCUUUUUUGUGAUAAAAGAACCCAGCAAAUUCACCGUUUUAAUCAUGAGUAUUGUUCUACCUCUAUUUGUGAUGGGUUUGCUGACGAUAUUCUUGUGUUAUAAAAAGCAGAAAAUGCAGAAAAACGGUCCUGGAAUAUUAGUUCCUACAAUCAAUCCUGAAUAUAUGCCAACUGUGUAUGUCCCUGACGAGUGGGAAAUACCAAGAAAAAAUGUUGAAUUGAAGACUGAAUUGGGACAGGGUAGUUUUGGUAUGGUUUAUGAAGGAAAAGUAUUCGAUAUAAGAGGAAUUGCCGAGAUGAAAUGUGCCGUUAAGACCGUAAAUGAUAAUUCUACGGAUAGCUCUUUAUAUUGCAGAGAACGUCUAGAAUUUCUGAACGAGGCAUCAGUCAUGAAGGGCUUCGAUACGGCGCAUGUGGUUAAACUGCUCGGUGUCGUGUCGCAAGGCCAACCUACGUUUGUAGUUAUGGAAUUAAUGGCGAAUGGCGAUUUAAAAUCAUAUCUCAGGUCGCAAAGGCCAGAUUCCGAUAGCUUCACGCCGAACGGAAGACAUUCCCCCACCCUUAAGCAAAUCCUGCAGAUGGCCAUCGAAAUAGCAGACGGAAUGGCUUAUUUGUCCGCUAAGAAAUUCGUGCACAGAGACUUAGCAGCGAGGAACUGCAUGGUUUCCGAGAACUUAGUUGUUAAAAUCGGCGACUUCGGCAUGACACGUGAUAUUUACGAAACUGAUUACUAUCGAAAAGGGACUAAAGGACUCCUGCCGGUCAGAUGGAUGGCUCCAGAGAGCCUCAAAGACGGAGUUUUCACGAGUAGCAGCGACGUUUGGAGCUACGGCGUUGUCCUAUGGGAGAUGGCAACGCUGGCUUCGCAGCCUUACCAAGGCUUAUCGAACGAUCAAGUUUUAAGGUACGUUAUAGACGGAGGAGUGAUGGAACGGCCAGAGAAUUGCCCAGACAAGCUGUACACUUUGAUGAGGUUUUGCUGGCAGCACAAAGCGUCGGCUCGACCGUCAUUCUUGAAGCUGUGCUCACUGCUGUUGGAAGACGCCAGUCCAGGGUUUGCAGAAGUGUCGUUUUAUCACAGUUCGGCCGGACUAGAAGCUCGCACUUCCCGUCCAACCCCGUCACCCUCGCAAGAUGAUCCCAGCACGCCACUGAGGCCUAAAGAAGACACGGCCGAUAAUUUGUCCUUGACGAAUUCCAAUCAGGAUUCGGAUAUCGAGUUGGAUAUCGAAUCCGGUACUCAUAUUAACUUUCCCAGUAUUAAUAAUUACGACUGCAAAGACAGUGUUACUACUACAGCUAACGGUUAUUUAAGUGGCUGUCCAACAAAUGGUGUGGCAACGACGCAGUGCUAGUUGUUGGGUACAUAUCAUAUUUCAAGUAUUUCUUGAGGUCUGACUAGGUUACUCAUAAAAUUGUGAAUCCUCAAGUCCAGUCAAACUAUGUAUAUCUCUACCAUCUCAGCUUUACAGCAGCAACAUUAUACCUAUAUGUACAUAAUAAGUGUAACAACUUUUCUGAACAACCUUAAAAUCUGACGAUAUUUAUCGAUACUUUGGCUGGACUAUGAACCUUACGUCUUUUUCUAUCAUUCUGAAUGCAGAAAAAUUCUAUUCUUCUCAAGCAGCUUGAACCAGUGAAAAGCUUUAAGUGCAUGACCUCUUUCUGUGAAUAAGAUGUUUGAAUUUCAAGUUAUAAAUGAAAACUAUAAUUUUAUUUUCAGUGGGAAACAACCAUAACGGCUGAGAAAAUGCUAAAAUUUAACUCACAUAGCCUCUUCCUGAUAGUUCCUAUAUUUUCAUAUCACUAGAGGCGGCUAAAGAGGAAAUUGAAUUGAGGUUUCCUUUUGAUUUAUCCCUUCUCACUACUAAGUAGUUUGUAAUAUCAGUAUAGACAGUAACGCUGCAGUUUAGAACAGCGAAUUGAAGAGCAUAUUAAUCAUUGUAAGGAGCUUAAAUGAGUACACACAUUCAGCACUCAAAUAUUAAAUGACCCGGUAGGUCCUCGUGGUAUUCACUCGCCGAAUGUUAGGUUUUGCUUCUUUUUGUUUUCAAGGACAAAACAACGAUUCCGUUUUAUUAUUUCAGUGUAUCUUUGAACAAUCCUGUGCCUAUUGGCAGAUGUUCUCAUUGUUCAUGUUGGAAAGUUUUCAUCUGGCAGAAGAUUCUAGUUUUCGGAAAAAGACGUAGGGAGUUCUAAAAACCUUCUGUUCGAAUUACCAAAGAUACAUUUAUUUAUGGAAUUGCUACGCUGAAUUUUCAAGUUUUCUGGUUGAUCAAGUGUAGCUUUCGAUGAUUUUUUUUGAAAUAAUAGGAAGACGUUUAGGCCGUUCAAAGUGACAUCAUUUUCUUUUAUUAUGUCGAAAAAUUCACGUAAUCGAAACGACCAUUUCAUUGUGUAUAUUCCUCUGUAGAAUAAAAUAUCAUACGUCUCUAUUCCUUAUCAUCCCCUAAUUCAUAUAUUUUUUCGAACAUAACAUUCAUGCGAAAUUUUGAUUAUGUGAAUUGAUAUAUUAACAAGAAAAUUUGAAUGGUGUGGUGCAGCAUCCAUGGUUCAAACAGCGCAAAUUUUUUUUGUAUUUGCCAAUUUUUUUUUGAGGUAUGGACUGAAUGCUAUACUUUCGAAAUACUUGAUUGAUUGAUUGGUUCUGUUUUGAAACUUGAUUACGUAUGUGCUUUUUACCAUGCAAGACUAGUCUAUUAUUUUUUUAUAUCUAUGGAUACUCUAGAUUAAGAUAAUUGUCUAAUUACUGAUAUUUAUGUAUGCUAACCAUUGAACUAAAAUUGCCUUAUUAAAUGAAGAUUGUGUUUGGAAACCUCUUAUUAGCAAAUAAUGAGAAUAUUUUGUAUUGUACCCUGAACGAUACAUCUCAGCCUGACUUUUGAGUUCCUCUUAUUUACAGAUACAACUAAUUGACUAUAUGUAUUAGUCUGAUUUAAGUUUCCAUUGUAUCUAUUGAUUUCUUAUUUAUAUUUUCAAUUGAAUAUUUUGUACUGUGUAAAAUAAUGUAAAUUCAACUAUUAUUUUGUAUGAAUAAAUUAAAUUAUUAGA